Messenger RNA from Bursaphelenchus okinawaensis, 769 nucleotides. The record is from the annotation of a GenBank genome assembly. NCBI's taxonomy places the organism in Eukaryota, Metazoa, Nematoda, Chromadorea, Rhabditida, Aphelenchoididae.
AUGAAGUUAUUGAUUCUUUUUGGUAUUGUGGUCGUUUCGGCUUUUGCCGCGAUUUCUGAUGGUGAACAGACGAAGCAAUCUUCUGGAACAUCUAAAACAGCAGCGACUCAAGGAAAAGAAAGCUCUGAUUUAGCUCAAUGUAAGUUUUUUAUUUAAUAUUUGUGGUUUUAGAUGGUUUUUGUGAAAGCUUAUGUUAAAUUUACUUCUUUCAGUUCAUGUUCUGUUCCGAGACAUUCGACAAGAACAAGCUCGCGGUAUCUUAUCAUUGAAGAACGUGUCAAACAACAAGGAAAGAAUCAAAGUUUUGAAACAAUACAUUGAACAAUUAUCUAAAGAAGGUGAAAAGGCUAAAAGAGAAGUUGAGAGCAAAGAAUAUUCACCAAGACAACACGAGAUACCUCAGAAGCAGUCAUUGAAAGAUGCUGUUAGUAAUAUCGUCAAGAACACCGCCUUCUUCUGUGACGCUGUAGUUAACUUCCCUAAGAGAUUGCAAAAAGAAUUUGAAGAUAAUCAGAAGCUCAGAGAGUUGGUGACUUGGGGAAUGGACUUUGCUGACAAGAUUGACUUGUAUGAUGACGACACCAAGAAGAUUGUCGAGAUUGCCAAGAUUGAAUUGGGAUUGUUGGAUCGUCCAGAAGGCUUUGUCAACCCAUAUUUCAAGACUAAGGACCAGAAACAAAGGGAAUUGUAUGAUGAAUGGGAGAGAAAGCAAGACGAGAAAAGAGCUGAGAGGAAGAACAGUAUCAAGAAGGACAAGACCGAACUGUGA